This is a messenger RNA of Pseudonaja textilis, 2023 nucleotides long. RefSeq names its product cytosolic iron-sulfur assembly component 3 (gene CIAO3). Lineage: Eukaryota; Metazoa; Chordata; Lepidosauria; Squamata; Elapidae. The record is from RefSeq and is a predicted model, not a curated record.
CGGCGGGCGCAAGAUGGCGGUGGCGUCGCCCUUCAGCGGCGCUCUGCAGCUGACCGACCUGGACGAUUUCAUCGGCCCCUCGCAGGAAUGCAUAAAACCAAUCAAAGUUAACAAGUCUGGGAAAGUAGCAGCUAAGAUCCGUAUUGAAGAUGAUGGAACUUAUUUCCAAGUUGACCAGGACGGAGGGUCACAAAAACUGGAAAAGGCCAAGAUUACCCUCAACGACUGCUUGGCCUGCAGUGGUUGCAUCACGUCAGCAGAGAGCGUCCUCAUCACUCAGCAGAGCCACGAAGAGUUCUCCAGAGUAUUAAAUGCCAAUAAGGCAUCCAGUCCUCCCAAGAAAUUGGUGGUGGUGUCUAUAUCUCCACAGUCCAGAGCUUCUUUAGCUGCAAGAUUUGGAAUGACUCCUUUAGACACCGCUAAGAAGCUGACAGCCUUCUUUAAGAAUUUAGGGGUGCAUUUUGUCUUUGAUACAACUUUCACCAGGAACUUCAGCUUGCUAGAGAACCAGCGGGAAUUUGUGCAACGUUUCCAGAGACGAGUAGAAGAUAAGAAGGCUUUGCCCAUGUUAGCUGCUGCUUGCCCUGGUUGGAUCUGUUAUGCUGAAAAAACCCAUGGAAGUUUUAUCAUCCCAUACAUCAGCACUACCAGAUCACCCCAGCAGAUCAUGGGUUCCCUGAUUAAGGACCACUUUGCCAAACAACAGAGCCGGACCCCAGACCAAAUCUACCAUGUCACUGUGAUGCCUUGCUAUGACAAAAAGCUAGAAGCUUCCAGGCCAGAUUUUUUCCUUGAAAAGCACCAGACCCGGGAGGUUGACUGUGUGAUUACAACAGGAGAAGUCUUAAAGUUGCUGGACCAGGAAGGAGUGUCCCUUCUUGAAGUGAAUCCUGUGCCUUUGGAUAGCAUGUUUGGCAGCCUUUUGGAAGAGCAGCUGUUUGGCCAUUCUGGAGGCGGCUCUGGGGGAUACUUGGAGCACAUAUUCAGAUAUGCAGCAAAGGAGCUCUUUGGCAUUCCAGUGAAGGAGCUUCGCUACAAGACCCUGAAAAACAAGGAUUUUCAAGAGGUGACGCUGGAGAAGGAUGGCCAGACUCUCCUGCACUUCGCCCUGGCGUAUGGAUUUCGGAACAUCCAAAACUUCGUGCAGAAACUGAAACGCGGAAAGCUGCCCUACCAUUAUGUCGAGGUGAUGGCUUGUCCCUCAGGGUGCUUAAAUGGAGGGGGACAGAUCAGAGCAGAAGGAGAAUCCAGCAAAGAUCUGCUCCAUCGUGUGGAGAGUCUCUAUGAAAUGGCCCAGCCAGAAGACCCCGAGACGAAUGAAACCAUCAGCGACCUCUACGACCAGUGGCUUGGGGGCCCCACUUCUCAGCAGGCUCGGAGUCGCCUCCAUACACAAUACCAUGCGGUGGAGAAGGCCAGCACAGGCUUUAAUAUUAAGUGGUAAAUUGGCUCAGCUCGUGUAGCACAACAAUGCGCGGGUCACCAACCCCUAGGCCACAGCCCACGAUCGAGCCAUGGCCUAUUCGCAACCAGGCUGCGCGAAUGGCAGACUGGCUGGCCUGCAUGUGCAGCUCAACUUGCACAAGCGGCACACAUGCGCAGCUUGCAACCAAGUUCUGUCUGUGUGCGGGCCCACCGCUUGUGCAGGCCAGUUCUUCCCCCCCCCACCCCCCCAAGCUGGGCCACCAAGUUGCCUGCUGAUGUAGAAGAUCACUUCUUGCCGCAGAUGAAGCGGAAAGUUUCAUUUUUUAAGCAAAUGGUUGCAUCGAAGAUUUAUAUUUGAAUUUUUAAAAAUUAUAAGGCAAAGCAUCGGCUUCACAGCAAACGACAGUGCACUCCGCUGGAUUUUUUUUAUCAGAUCUUUAGAGGAGAAAAGUUAGUUUACUCUUUCUACAGCUCCGUCACGUUUUUUCCCCUACUGCCAGAAAGUUAGAAUUUUUGAAAUGAGCUCUUCUGGAUAAUUGCACGAGAACAAAAUGGAGCCAGUCCGAAUUUGGCAUUUCGAGAGAAGGGACCAACAUUU